Messenger RNA from Fomitopsis serialis, 3444 nucleotides. Its product is annotated as timeless protein-domain-containing protein. NCBI's taxonomy places the organism in Eukaryota, Fungi, Basidiomycota, Agaricomycetes, Polyporales, Fomitopsidaceae. Gene Ontology annotation, molecular function: DNA binding. The coding region runs from base 1 to 3444 and encodes 1147 amino acids. The record is from RefSeq and is a predicted model, not a curated record. The transcript has 10 exons. Gene Ontology annotation, cellular component: replication fork protection complex. Gene Ontology annotation, biological process: DNA repair; DNA replication checkpoint signaling; replication fork arrest.
AUGGAAGACGACGCUAUAUCUAUCUCUGAUGCCUCUGGCGAUGAAGAAUACCUGGAUCGGCGUGCCAUCCUCGAACCUGCCAUCCGGAGCGUGGUCGACGCGCUCGGUGGCUACGAGAACGGGUCGUAUCGCCUCGGUGACGAAUGUUAUGGGUGCUUGAAGGAUCUCAAGAAGCUCUGGAGGAAGGAUGACACGGAUGAUGAGCGUACUGUGGCUCGUAUCUUCUGGGAGACGAGGGUACUUCCCAACGACCUCGUUCCUAUUCUGUUGGAGACCGCAGGCAAGGGACUCCUGGAAGACAAGUGCGCCAUUGCAUGCGCCGAUCUCAUGACCGCGAUGACAUGGCCGAUUGACAUGGCGGAGGAGUUGAAGGAGCUCGAUGAAGAGCACGACAAGGGGACGGACUACACGCAGCUCGCGCUCAGCCAUCUGCACUACAAGGCGGCUCUCCUGAGGCCAGGUGUCAUCCAGGCACUUUUCGGGAUCACCCUGCCAUGUUUGGCCAAGAGUCCCAAGGAGCGCAAGGAGCGGGACAUCCAAAUCAUCAACGUUGUGCUUUACCUUAUUCGCAACCUGGCGUUCAUCAAGGACUUGCCGCCGAACAUGCACCUCAGCGCAGACCAGGCCGAGUUUUCAUCUUUGCAGUCUCGCCUGGUCAAAACGCUGUCAGACGCGAAUGUUCUGGACUUUCUCGUUACAAUCGCGUCAAGCGUCAGCACCGACCCGAUGUUCAACGGUUGGAACGCUCUUGUACUCGAGAUGUUCUAUCUUCUCUUCCGAGGCAUCACGCCUUCCUCGCUAGCGUCGGACCAAAGUAAGGAGCCAACGCAGAACCUGCGGCGCCUCCUCGCUGUAGAGGACCAGCGGAGGCGAGACUUUCGCCGGAAUGCUACAUCACGACACUCCCGAUUCGGUACAACACUCUCAGUCAAACUGAACCCCAAGAAGUCGCAAGCAAAAGCGGUCGACGAAGAGGCCCCGCAGGCUGAUGCCGAACCGGCAGGAGCAUCCCAGACAUUGGUCCUCCACCACCAGCAAGCGCUAAACCGAGACUCAGGCAGCAUCGUGGAUCAGUUGAAGAAACAGAGGAAGCAAAAGAGCAAGAAGGUAGAUGAGCUGGCGCGAGAGGACAACCUAUCCGUGGACGCGAAACUCUUACUACAGAACCUCGCGCGCACAUUCAUCGAGGCUUGCUUCAAUUCGUUCCUCUCAUCGCUACUGAAGGAUAUCAGAGCCGAGAGGGCGAAGAUCACCGAGAAGGAUAACCUCCGGCUGCUGUAUGUGGCGAAGUGGUUCCUGGAGUUCUUUCUAUGUGUCCGUGCCAGCCAAGGAUCCGACAACGCAUGGAGUUUCGGUCUGAUCGCAGAGGUGACUGAUCGGGCAUGGAUUGUCUGGGUGCUGAAGCGCAUGCGUCAGGCCGUGGAAGAGAAGCCGAAAGCCUGGAACGAGCUCCAAGCCGGCAUCGACUGUCUCACGCAGCUCGUCCUCUUGAUCGACGCUAUGUCUACGUCGCCUGUCGCCUCCGAAGCUGAUGUCGCGGACGUUCUCCAGCAGCAACUCAUCUACAACGGCGAGGUGCUGGACCUUGCGUUUGACAGCCUCCGUGCGUACCGGGAGAACACGCAGAGUCUGGCAUACCUUGAUUCGAGUGUGCACCUUGCGUAUGCGCUCUUCCGGAUGCUCGAGCGCUGGGGAAAGAAACGCAGCGGGAAGGGUGAGAUGUAUGUCCGGCGGAAAGAGAAGGCGAGGAGAAGGAAAGGUGAGGACGACGGCGUACCGGAUGAAGAAGAGGAGCCGCAAGUCGAUCAGGAUGACAUGAUCCAUGAGACCAUGUUCACAUUCGACAUGUUUGAAGCGAAAUUCGCUCACUCGGACAUCACACAAACUCUGCUGUCGUGCGUCUCCCGGUACAAGGAGUUCACGUCAGCGGACAAGAUGAAGCGCGUCGUGAGCCUGAUGCAUCGGCAAGCCGUCAAGGCCAAGGCAGAGGGUCUCUACUUCAACGUAUCUACUCUGGAUCUCUUCAAGAACAUUCUCGCGGACGAGAAGUCCAUGCCAAAGGACCAGCCCUACAAAGACCUCAUGAAUCUCAUCAAUACAUCUUGCGCCAGUUUUUCAAGGCCGUUGAGGAGGAAUCGUUCCUCGUUGUCAGGCGUCUUCCCCAUGAACCGGGGCCACUGGAAGGAAUUCUCGAGUUGGACGCCCGAGGAGAAGAAGAGCGGUCGGGCUGAGAAAGUGGAGGACACCAGGUUCCCGCAGGAUGUCCAGGUCAAGAAAGGAUAUUCAUGGAGCGAGCAGCUCGGCAUCGCGAUCGCGUGUCUGGUUGAGGAGGGCAAGAUCGAGUUGAUAGACUGGGUGAAGCAGAUUCUCAUGCUCGCUAUGGGGCAGCGACAACGUAUCAUCGAGGAUACGGAUGGCUCGUCUUCGAACGUCAUCGACGUGGACAGCGACGACGAGCACGAGAACGAGCUCGCGGCGGUCACUGCGAAAAGAGGACCGUCUGAGGAAGCUCUCGCAAAGAUCACCGACUACUUAAUUCCCUAUGUCACUGACGAACAAGCCAAUGCCGCCACUCAAGAUCCGCAUCUCAAGCUUCUGUUUCGUCUCAUAAAAUUCGAGAUUCUGGACGAAGACGCGAAUGAGCUGGAAUGGCACAUCCCUGCAGCGAUUUUGCCCUCUGAUCUCCAAAGCUAUCUCAACGUUAUCAACCAGUUCCUCGAGAGCCCGAUCGAACUUGAUGGUAAGAAAGCGUCGCAGCUACUCAACAAGAAACGACGCAGACGGCGGCGACGCCGUUCGCCUUCCCCCGACCCUGAUGCGAGCGCCUCGGAGGGCGAAGAGCCGAAGAAGCGGAAGGAGAAGAAGAAAAAGGAGAAGCAGCAGUACAAGUCCGCACAGUUCAUCGAGGACAGCGAUGCGGAGAUGGAGGACUUAGAGGCCUUCCUCGAGAAGGAGAAGGCUCUCAGAGAGCGGACUGCGCUGUUGGCGGCGUCCACAGGGCAUAUCGCGACAAUGAGGCCUACUGGGACGAAGAAGCGGCGCAAGCGGGCGACGGAUGACGGCGGUGCAAAGAAGAGGCGGCGCAAAGGGCGGAAGGGGGCCGACGCAGAGGAGGAAGUGGAGGAGGCACAGAGUGCACCGAAGGGCGACGACAGCGAUUCAGACGACAGCGACCUGAACCUUUUCGGCUCGCCCAGAAGAUCUCCCUCAACUCAGCCAACCUCCCCUGACCCUGUCGAGGCAGAGCCGCCAAAGCCGAGGCCAAGGCCGCGUCCACGGCGGAAGUUGGCCAGUGAAGCUGUGGAGGACACUACGCAAGAUCCGCAUCCGACACCUGCCAAUGCCGAGGACAGAACUGUAAAAUCUCCGUCGCCGCUUCCAUCCGCUCUAGAGGUCAAAAAGAAAGGAAGAUUGCAACUUGUUACUUCAGAUGGGGAAGACUAG